GUCCAAAAUCGAAGAAGAGGGUUUACUACUGAAACUAACAACAAACCCCUUAUGCUGAUUCUCUUCGUUUUUCCUAUCCGUUGCAGCGACCCACCUCCUCCUCUUCCUCACCAAAUCGCCAUUUGAAGCUUCGUCUCCGGCGUUAUUUCCCUCCAUUAAGUGGCAUAAGUUGAAAAUGACUGUAUCUGGAUUGACUGGUAGUCCUUCAAGAUGUUGUGUUCGGAUACCUGUAACCAGUUCCAGUUUACUAGGUUGCAAUUUUCCACAGAAUGUGAAACCUUUGGGAAAGACUGAGGUCCUUAGUCUGGGAAGAAGUUGUUUGGCUGGUUCUAUCCAAAGGUGGAGUAUGCAAAAGACCCAUUUGAUCAAGUGUGCUAUGGAUGCUUCUUAUGGUGAUAUGGCAGAUAAACCAUCUGCUAUCUUUCCUAGGAUCAAUGUAAAGGACCCAUACAGACGACUUGGAAUAAGCAAAGAUGCCUCAGAAGAUGAAAUUCAAUCUGCAAGGAACUUUCUUAUUCGACAAUACGCAGGGCACAAACCUAGUGUAGAUGCAAUAGAAUCAGCUCAUGACAAAAUAAUCAUGCAGAAAUUUUACGACAGAAAAAACCCGAAAAUUGACUUCAAGAAAAAGUUCAAGGACGUCAAUCAGUCUCGUGUUGUACAGACCGUGAGGAGUAGGUUUCAAGUUCCAUCCACAAAUUUCAUCAUAAAAACCUCACUCACAUUCAUUGUACUCGGAGCGCUCACUGUGCUAUUCCCAACCGAGGAAGGCCCUACUCUUCAGGUAGCCAUUUCGCUAAUGGCAACCAUUUAUUUUAUACACGACAGGCUCAAGAGUAAACUCCGAGCUUUUCUCUACAGUGCUGGAUCUUUUAUCUUCUCAUGGCUGUUGGGAACAUUCUUGAUGGUUAGUCAUGCCACCUAUACUCAAAGGACUAAGGAGUUUCGAGGUUACAACUUCACUGAUAACCUAUUUGCUACUCUGGGUAUCAUCUACCUAUCUGAAAUAGUUAGUGUGUAGUUUUGCCUUACUAAUCAUGAAGAACCCCAAUUUUGCUGAACUCAAAAUACAACUGCAUUUGUUGAAGAUUUAUGUUAUGUGCACAGUUGUCUGCUUUCUGUUUCAACAUCCCUACAGUGGUUUGUUAAAAAAACAAAACAAAACAAAGGCCUCCUAGAUUAGAACUGAGAGAUUUGUGUAGUGACUGCUUUGUUUUUCAAAGAAGGAUGUAAAACGAAGCAAAUUUAAUCAAUAAUUGAUUUUUUGUUGUCCUUUCCA
Cannabis sativa is the source of this 1279-nucleotide messenger RNA. RefSeq names its product protein CHAPERONE-LIKE PROTEIN OF POR1, chloroplastic. The record is from RefSeq and is a predicted model, not a curated record. Gene Ontology annotation, cellular component: chloroplast membrane. Lineage: Eukaryota; Viridiplantae; Streptophyta; Magnoliopsida; Rosales; Cannabaceae.